AGCCGUGUCUUCUGCUGUUGGCAUCCAUGCGGGGUUGUUUAUUGCAGUUUUGUCCGGUUUAUUUAUUUUUUUUUUUCUACCGGGCUGAAUUGGUACUUUUUACAACGUAAUUAGAACAUCACACAGUGGCAAGAAUGCCCGUGGUUACUUCCUGUGCUGUUAAGCUCAACAAGCAUGGGAAACGAAGAAAGCACACAUGGGUUCCACAGUGACGUUUGGUCGGUUUGGUUACCUAUUCUGCCUUUUCUCCUGAUCAGUGAAUAAUGGGUUUCAUGGAAGUGGCAGCGUUGAAAUUCUCCGACAAAAAAACCUGCUUCAUUAGCAUUCCACGAGAUUGGACCAAUCUUCCCAACUUGGUGAAAGAUAACCUACCCGUCUAUGAAAUCAGCACAAUAUCGGAACAGAAGUGUUACUUUUCUUGGAAUGGGGAUUACUCGGUGUCAACACAGUGGAGAGCUGCUGCUCCUUCUGUCAACAUCAAUGCUGUCUUGGCGCAACAACUUGGAUUCACAGAAGGCCAGGAAGUUGUUGUUUGUCAGAAGAGUGAAACUCUGCACCAGUGCCGUCAAGUGAUAUUAAAACCUGUCGUUCCCGGCGACUGGGAAAUACUCAACAUCAACCAUUCCUUCGUUGAAAACAACCUGAUGAACCAGAUCCGUGUCAUCUGGUGCGGAAUGGUAUUUCCAGUUUGGGUUCAUUCAAACGUCUACGUACUCGUGAAAGUUGCGAGCAUGACUCCGAGUGUGGAUCCGGUGCUUCUCGUCAACAACACUGAGGUUGUCGUGGUACCGGACCUCGGAGAGCAACCCAACCCGCGCCCGUACCUGUCUUCUUCCGUCGAGCCCAGCACGACACCUCAACCGGCAAACGUCAUCAGCGCACUCAAAUCGCUCGUCUCAUCCGUGUCUUCCACAGUGUCGCGUGCCAUACUAGCAGACGGCACUACGUCAUCGUCGAGCCAAGAAAGCGAGACAUUGUUAGCUGCAUCCGAAGCGUCCCCCACGGACUUUAGCAUUCAACACGAACCCUCUCUCGUCUGCUUCGACGACGUGUCCAUCGUCGGGAGGGCGCUGCCGAGCACCCUGCUUCUGCAAGUGGAAGAUCUUCCGGACGGAAUUUCCGAAGGAUUGCUCGCGCAGCCGACGACGGUGUUCAUCUCGCGGACGUUGUUGGGCGGACAUUUUGAGUGCACACAACCGAUAACGUAUCUCGCAAAGAUUACAAAAUUAGUGUCGUCGCUAGAGAAGAGCCUCAAGUCGGAAACAAAGGCCAAAGAAGAGACAUCCAGCGAGAAAGCGCUGAGGAAGUUGUUGGACUGCGAGAGUGCCGUUGUAAGGGUCCUCGUGGUUCCCCUGACAUGGACGCAGUUUGAUUUUCUUCAUGGGACCGACACAGUGUUUGUGUCGGAUGUUCUCAGGAGGCAAAUUGGACUGGAAUUUGCGAAGAAGGUGGCGCUGCGAUCGACGUCUUCCCCGGCCCAUGUUGUAGAAAGCAUCACAUUGCAUCCUGUGAUGAGAUAUGAUCCCGCUACCCCUCAUUCUAAGGUGGUAUCCUCCUUCAAGCAGUGGGUGUCCAGCUGCACCGGCGGAGGUCAUCCCCUGGUUGUGUCCUCCGGCUUGUUAGUCAUGCUGAUGCUCGAGAACAAUCAACAAUCCGGGUUUCUACUCAAAGUCAACCUGCAAAAGGUAUGCACACAGAAAUCGAGCGGGGUUGAGUUCGGUUUCCUGAGCGGCAAUCUUCCUGGAAUCGACGUCAACGUCGGAGAUUCAACGACGCCCCAGUCAUCUAGAGGUGUUAAGCCCCUGCCAGUGCUCUUACUGAGUGAUCUCAAUCCUGAAAGGAUACAGCUCGAUCUUGACAUGUUAGGGGGCGUCUCACACUUGUUCAAGCAGGGCUUGUCACAUCUGGCCAUGGCGACAUCCCUGUCACCAUUCGCCAAGCAGUUGAAGAGUGACUUGCCCCUGUCCAGUACAGUUCUGUUGAUCACUGGGCAGAAGGGCAGCGGAAAGUCCACCCUGGCCCGUGCUUUCGCAGCUCAACUGAGUCGAUUUCCAUCCUCGGUGCACGUGUGUGUCAUGCAGUGCACCAGUCUCAGGGGCAAACGAGCAGACAAGGUUGGGAAGGAGUGGGAGAAGGUGGUAGCUGAGUGCGUCUUCCGGCAGCCCUCAGUCUUUAUACUGGACGACCUCGACGUAAUUGCGGGUUCCGUGGCGGGACCGGAGCAGGAGUCCAGUCCCGAUGCGCUCUACUUCUCCAGGAUGGCAGACGUAUUCCUCGGAACCCUAAGAAACCUCCGCUACGCAAGCCCCAGGGUGGCUGUCAUAGCGACGGGACGAUCGUGGGAGGCGUUUCAUCCCAAGCUGACGGCUAGCCACGGAAACCACGUCUUCUACACAACCUUAAACAUCGAUGGACCCAGUAAGCGUGAACGCCGGGAGAUCCUGGAAUGCCUGGUGCGACAAAGACCACAUUUGUCUCAAGGUUUCAACCCAGACGAGAUUUCCGCAAACACAGAGGGAUGCUAUGCUCGAGACCUAUUGGCGCUUCUUGACAGGGCCACUCAUUCUGCUUGGCUCAGAUCUGCUGGUGAUGGUGGGGAGACAGUGGUACUCACAGACGAUGACUUUCAGUAUGCGUUGGAGGGCUUUUGUCCCUCAACUCUAAGGGGCCUUAACCUGAAAGCAGAAGAGACGCUCAGAUGGGAUGAUGCUGGGGGACUGGCAGACGUUAAGCAGGCGCUACAGGAAGUGUUUUUGUGGCCAGUCAAAUAUCCAAAUCUGUUUGUGAACAGUCCCAUCCGACCACUCUCAGGACUCCUCCUCUAUGGUGCUCCUGGGACGGGUAAAACCCUGCUGGCUGGAAUUGUAGCAUCCGAGUGCGGAGUCAACUUUAUCAGCAUAAAGGGCCCAGAAUUGCUUUCAAAAUACAUUGGUGCCAGUGAGCAGGCUGUACGAGCUGUCUUCCAGAGAGCACAAAGUGCCAAGCCCUGUAUCAUAUUCUUCGACGAAUUUGACUCCAUUGCUCCUAGGCGAGGCCACGACAGUACGGGCGUAACUGACCGUGUUGUAAACCAGCUGUUGACCCUCCUCGACGGUGUUGAGUCUAGCUCAGGUGUGUACAUCCUGGCUGCGACAAGUCGGCCUGAUCUCAUUGACCCAGCUCUGCUUCGGCCGGGACGUCUAGACAAGUGCCUUUACUGCCCCCUACCUAAUGAGGAGGAGCGGGCGAGCAUCCUUCACGCUCUAAGCCGUAAACUGGACUUGGCCGACGACGUGGACCUACGGUCCAUAGCUCGCAGAACGGACUUCUUCACUGGUGCCGACCUCCAGUCCCUCCUGUACACAGCACAGCUACAAGUUGUCCACGAGACCUACCCAAAGGGUAACCAGACGGCUGUUCCAACAGAGUUACGCUCUUCGGAUGAAUCCUUCUUUUGCGCGGGCCCGCCGAUCGAUGAUGGACAACUGCUGCACGAGGUGUCAGCACUGUCGCAGAGGAUUUCAUCUCCCAACCGACGUCGGACGCGAACCGAAAGUAGCGGCGUUGCAUUCACCGUCCAUCAGCGACACCUGGAAGCAUCCUUGAACCAGACCAAAGCCUCGGUUACACCGCUUGAGAGACAACGCUUUAACAACAUUUACACCUCGUUCCGUUCACCUUCGGCCGUAGGCGCUGGUCAGAGAGUGACUUUAGCGUGACGUUCUACCUGGAACGCGAAAGAUGAAGACUUAUGUAGCACUUUUUUUUAUCGUAUUGUACGCUGACGAGCAUUGUCAAGUAACCAACGAAUGGUACAAAGAAACAGGUACAACAGAAUCUCAUCUGCUUGCUUUUUGUUGUAAGACUACGUAAAAAAAAAGAAAAAAGAAAUCAUAAAAUGAACCAGUUUCAUCGGAAGUGGUGCUGUCCCGCACCGUUUCUGAGAACGCUUGAAAACAGACGUAUACGUGAGAGCAGCCCGUUUACAACCAGGGUACGGGCACCGGAGGUUCGAUAUACCGCAUAGUGCAUGGGACACUCCUGCACUCAAGUUCGCGUGGGUUUUAAAAGGUUUGAAAGAGGUUUCAUGUUGAACUAUGAGACGCCGAUGAUUGAAUAUGAUGGGAAAAGUGCGUGUACGCGUUCAUGUUGAACCGAAAAAAAAAAAAAAAAAAUCUGCUAUGACACUCGAAGCUGUAUUGAAAGACCACAAACAUUAUCAGUCUACGAUUCUGUGUGAAACCAUUGGAAGGUGCUUCGAGUGGUACAUAAUAAAGAUAUGGCAGAAUGCUU
Messenger RNA from Ornithodoros turicata, 4272 nucleotides. RefSeq names its product peroxisomal ATPase PEX1-like. Lineage: Eukaryota; Metazoa; Arthropoda; Arachnida; Ixodida; Argasidae. Bases 264 to 3698 code for a protein of 1144 amino acids. Gene Ontology annotation, cellular component: cytosol; peroxisomal membrane; peroxisome. The record is from RefSeq and is a predicted model, not a curated record. Gene Ontology annotation, molecular function: ATP hydrolysis activity; ATP binding. The transcript has 22 exons. Gene Ontology annotation, biological process: protein import into peroxisome matrix.